AUGAAGCUUAUGUUGGCUCUCUUGAACGGGCUUUUCAUUGUCCCGGCCAUCUUGGCCGCUCCUCACGCCCGCACCAAGCGUGGUGAGAAGCCUGUCGGCAAGGUCGAUCCCGAAACUGCCUCGGACUGCACGUACUGGGAAGAGAAGACUGAUGCCUCUGUGACUUGUGAUAGUCUCCAAGCGGCGUGGUCCAUCUCGGCCAACGACUUUCGUAAGUGGAACCCCCUCGUUAAAGAUGACUGCAGCGGCAUGAAGAUUGGCAACUCGUACUGCGUCGAGGUCAAUUUUGGUCUUCCCAGGAGCACAACCACCCAGCCAACUACCGUGCCUAGCACUACUUCCACCGGUAAUGGCGUAACCACACCUACUCCGACCCAGCCCAACAUGGUUGACAACUGUAACAAGUUCUACUUUGUCAAGGAGGACGAGAGCUGCGCCGACAUUGCCUCCGCCAACGGCAUCAACGUCGACGACUUUGGAAAAUGGAACCCCAAGGUCGGCGCCCAGUGCACCGGUCUGUGGGCGAAGACAUACGCCUGCGUAGGCGUCCUUGGCUCGACCGGCAGCCCGACGGCCGUGCCGUCGACCACGACGACUACCGGCAACGGGGUCGUCACCCCCACGCCUACUCAGCCUGGCAUGGUCGACAACUGCAAUAAGUUCUACCUUGUCAAGGAAGGCGAUGGCUGCGCCGACAUUAUCACCAACAAUGGCAUCAGCAUGGAGGAUUUCGCCAAAUGGAACCCCAGAGUUGGCCCUCGAUGCACGGGGCUCUGGGCCAAGACGUAUACCUGCGUCGGUAUUCUUGGCUCACAAACGGACAAGCCAACUGCUCCUCCCAACGCAGUCAAGACCCCCUCCCCCAUUCAGCCCGACAUGAUCAACUCGUGCAACAGGUUCCAUUUUGUGGAAUCCGGCCAGAGCUGCCAGGACAUUGCUUCUCGCUACGGUGUUACCGUUUCCGAGUUGACCAACUGGAACCCCAAGGCUGGCAGCGACUGUUCUCGCAUCUUUGGCCAGACUUGGGCUUGCGUUGAUCCCAUUCGCAGCUUCAGCUUCGACGACGGUACCAAGAACCAGUGGAUCGUGGCCGAGGGCGGCGCCGACACCUCGUCCAAGGCCCUUGCCAUGACCUCCUUCGGCAACAAGGCCUACUACGACGUCAACUUCAACGACGUGGCCUUUGAGGCGCGGAUGACUCUGCGCGCUGGCCGGUCUGGCAACGCCGGCAUCAUGUUCCGCGCCUCAGACAUUGGCAAAGGCGGCGACCAGUACCAUGGCUACUAUGCCGGCGUCAACUUGGCCGGCGACCUGGUCCUCGGCCGCGUCAACAACGACUGGAGAGAGCUGGGCCGCGCCAAGGUCGGCGUCUCUGCCGACCGUCCCUUCACCAUCAAGGCGCUGGCCACGGGUGAUCAGAUCGCCGUCUACGUCAACAACGUGGACCGUCCCGCGCUGACCGUUCGCGACGGGACCUUCCGCUCUGGCAAGGUUGGCGUGCGCACGUACGAGACCGAGGCAGUUUUUGACGACCUGUCUGUUUCGACGGUCGUGUUUGACGACUUUGAGCGCAACCUCAUAAACUGGCAGAUCUACGACGGCGGCUUCGAUGCCCGCACCCGCGAGCUGGUGGCCAGCGACGUCACCAGCGGUAAGAUUGCGUACCAGGCCACGUUUGAGGACUUUGUCCUCGAGGCCGACGUGGCCCUGACGCACAGCGGCGACAAUAGAAACGCCGGCUUCUUGUUCCGCACCACCGAUGUCGGCAACGGCCCCGACGCCUACAAGGGCUACUACGUCGGCAUCGACGCCUCCAGCAGGGUCAUCCUGGGCCGGGCCGGCGGCGGCUGGAAACAACUCGACCAGAACAAGGUCGGCAUCCGCGUCAACCAAAAGUAUCGGCUGAGGGUGCGUGCCAUCGGCAACUCCAUCAACGUCUGGGUCGACGGCAACCCCUACAUCCAGUACCGCGACUCGACGUACAAGAAGGGCAUGGCUGGUGUUCGCGUCUACUCUACUGGCGCUGUCGUUGACAACUUUACCAUUCAAAAGAUUUGA
Messenger RNA from Trichoderma asperellum CBS 433.97, 2058 nucleotides. RefSeq lists its product as uncharacterized. The record is from RefSeq and is a predicted model, not a curated record. NCBI's taxonomy places the organism in Eukaryota, Fungi, Ascomycota, Sordariomycetes, Hypocreales, Hypocreaceae. Gene Ontology annotation, molecular function: hydrolase activity.